Saprolegnia parasitica CBS 223.65 is the source of this 1431-nucleotide messenger RNA. RefSeq lists its product as hypothetical. The record is from RefSeq and is a predicted model, not a curated record. Bases 1 to 1431 code for a protein of 476 amino acids. Gene Ontology annotation, molecular function: oxidoreductase activity. NCBI's taxonomy places the organism in Eukaryota, Oomycota, Saprolegniomycetes, Saprolegniales, Saprolegniaceae. The transcript is spliced from 6 exons.
AUGCGCCUGCUUUAUCUGUGGCCUCUUCUCUCGCUCGUGGCCCUUGUUGCGGGCCAAUCGACGGUCAAUUGCCCGAAUCCUCGUGUGCGCAAGGCCUGGAGCACGUUUUCGCAGACCGAGAAGAGCACUUACAUCGAUGCCGUGAGCUUGGCGAUGAAGAACGGGCUGCAUCAACGCUUCGUCGAGGUCCACAUGCACCCCGCGUCCGAGCGCGAAGCCCACGCAUGCAUGUUCGUCUACUGGCACCGCGCGUACUUGCUCGCGUACGAAAACAUGCUGCGGUCGCUUGGCGCGCAGUUUGCUUGCGUGACGCUUCCGUUUUGGGACUACCCGCGCCUUGGCGCCAACUUUGCCGACCGACAGUGUCGCAGUAUGCUCGACUGCAGUGAUCUCCUCCAGGACUUUGGUGGCUCGCUACCCCGAGACAGAAACGGUGUCCGUAGCUAUACGGUGAGCGGUGUUCGUUUCUCGUCGGACAACUGCGUCUCGUCGCGUAUGACCGAGAACUUUUGCGAGAGCACGGCCGCGUUCAACCGGAAGCAGUGUCUUGGCUGCAUGCCCCGCAACGACUGGUCCCGGGUUUCCGUGCCGGCGGAAGUGAACCUUCAGAGCAUCUACAACAGUGUUCUCGGCAACGGUCGCCAGACACUUGAAGGCGUCACGGCAGGCAUCCAGUAUGGCGCACACAACAUGGUACAUGGCGCCCUCGGCUCUGUCAUGGGUACGUUUGCGUCGCCCGCUGACCCUGUCUUCUACGCCCAUCAUACCAUGAUCGAUGCGCUGCACACCAUCUACUACGAUUGCGCCGUGCGCAAGGCGGUGAUCAGAGAUCGCACGAGAGAUUCUCGGACGUGGACGUCUUGCCGCAACUACUUUGGCAGGACGAUCUUGCCCACCGACGUGAUCAUGAUGCAAGUCUUGGGGAGAGACGGGAGAUUUACAUCCGUGUGGAACGCGGCCAACAACCCGCUCUACGACUUUUUCAAGGACCUGCCCCGACGGUACAUUGAUUACGCGGACACGCUCGGCAUCGCCAGGCACCAGUACCAUCUCUUGCUUGCUGAAGAGUCCGCAGGCUACCCGUCGCAAGCAUCCGCGUAUGGCGUGGUGAAGGACCCGAAACAGUGCCUCGCGAAGCAAGCGAACUGGAUGGCCGACGCGACGGCUCUCGCGUCCAAGUUCUACAAGGACCCGAGCGACGUCAACAACCAAGUGCAAAUGAUGCUGUGCGUCUACUACAACGAAUGCCUCGGCGGCGUCUUCGACUACUCGGACACGUUCAAGGAGAACUUUCGUGCCCUCGUCAAGCCGCCGUGCCGGCAAAUCAUCGACGACCUGGCCCGCAACGAUUGUAUCAUUGGAGUCGUCGGCUGGGAAAAGGUGCUCCUGAAGUCCUACACGUGCAACAGCCCGUCCAGGGAGUUCGCGUGA